UUUGGUCACAUCUGCCAACCUUUCGAUGCACCUCAUUUCCUCGGCAACAGACUCACAGGGUUUCGUCAAGUAUACUACCCGAGACGACCAGCUUGAUAGAUCAAUUUUCUUUGCGAUUGUUUAUUUUCUUUUAUCACGCUCAUCCCACUUCGCACUGCUCCAAAAUGGAAGAAUAUCUAUAGGUGUGACUGUAGAUGGCUAGGCUUUCUCUUUCGCUCUGGCGAAUCACAGAUCUGCCCAUCGCAACAUUGGAUACUCUUCCAUAGAUGUAUACGUUGAUACAGAGCGGCAUAUCUCGAGAGAGAUUAAAGGGGACCAACUCGUCUGCGCCCCGUUGAUAUACUGAGUAGUCGCAAAUUUUUUCUCUUUCCAAGUGUUUGCAUAUUUUAUUUCUCUCGGCUCUCUAUCCCAAGUGACAGAGGCACAAAAAACCCAGAGAGUAUUCAGUGAAAAAUGUGAAAACUUUGUCGUCUUCAGCAUUACCAGUGUGUUUCCCAUUGUUGCAAACGGCCAACCCAGUCUAAUCGGAAUAAAAUCCGCAGAACAUUCACAUGGCAUUGUGGGGACGGUCUUCGUAUCGCCUACUUAACUGGAGAGCAUGCCGAAGCAUCCGGAAAUACUGCAGUGCUUCCAGCAAUGCUCCGGAUCUCACAAAGAACCGAUAUAAUGUGAAACGAGGGAAUUACGCCGAAUUGUCUCCAGAUGACUUGGCUACAUUUGAAGGAAUUGUGGGUAAAAAUCGUAUCCUUAUCGACGCAACUGAGGUUGAAUCGUACAAUAUCGACUUUCUAAAAAGCGUGCGUGGAUACAGUCGCGUGGUGCUAAAGCCCAAAACAACCCAGGAAGUAUCUGAGAUAUUAAAGUACUGCAAUAAGCGCAAGAUCGCAGUAUGUCCGCAAGGAGGCAACACUGGCCUUGUGGGUGGUUCAGUGCCAGUCUUCGACGAAAUUGUCCUCUCCAUGCAGGCCAUGAAUAAAAUCGAGGCAAUUGAUGGCGUUUCAGGCAUUGUAGUGUGUCAAGCAGGGAGCAUUUUGGAGCAACUUGAGGAAAAGGUGCACGAACAGGGACUCUGCAUGCCACUCGAUUUGGGCGCUAAAGGAUCCUGCCACAUUGGUGGAAAUGUCUCCACUAACGCCGGAGGUCUGAGACUUCUGCGCUACGGAAAUUUGCACGGAUCCGUGUUGGGUGUGGAAGUGGUGAAAGCGGAUGGAACUAUUCUUGACCUCAUGUCGAACUUCAAGAAGGACAACACGGGAUAUCAUCUGAAGCAUCUUUUUAUUGGCUCAGAAGGAACUCUUGGGAUUGUCACGAAAGUUGCAAUUUUCUGUCCUGCUGCGUCAAAAGCCAUAAAUCUGGCAUUUCUCGGACUAGAAAACUACGAAAAUGUCAUGAAGACAUUCUUAAUGGCUAAACAACAACUAGGAGAGAUUCUUUCGUCGUGUGAAAUGAUCGAUGCCGAAUCGCUAGAGUGUAGCACAAAACCCUUCAAUCAUCCCUCGCCAAUCGCCGACUAUCCUUUCUACAUGUUGAUUGAAACGUCCGGAAGUCGCGUAGAACACGACGAAGAGAAACUCCACGACUUCCUGAACUGCGCAAUGGAUUCUGGAAUUGUUCUCGAUGGAACCACAACGAAUGACUCCAAGAAAAUGAAGGAUAUUUGGUUUUUGCGCGAAAGAAUUGCUCCUGGCAUCAUUCAAGAUGGAUUUUGCUUCAAAUACGACAUUUCUCUGCCACUCAAGCAAUUUUACGACAUUAUUCCGGCUGUGAAGAAACGCGUCGGCCGUUUAGCAACUCGAGUUUGCGGAUAUGGUCACAUAGGCGACUCAAAUUUGCACCUCAACGUGAGUUGUCCGGAAUUCACACAGGAAAUCUACAAACUUCUCGAACCCUUCGUGUAUGAAUUCACGAGUGAUUUGAAAGGCAGCAUAAGUGCAGAGCACGGAAUUGGAUUCCUCAAGCCGAGUUACCUGAAAUACUCCAAGAGUCCUGAAGCUUUGGAUUUAAUGCGCGAAAUGAAGGCUGUCCUGGAUCCCAAUGGCAUACUCAAUCCAUACAAAGUGUUGCCCAGAAACUCGUGAAUCUUGAAUUCGAUAGACUUGAAAAAUAAACCUUGUUGAGCAUUCUUGGCUUGACUUCCUUUACUUAAAAUCAUUGUGAUUAUUUCAAGAUGCCAAGAAUUCGUGGAUUUUCUGUGCAUUUUUUCUUAUUGUACCUAAAUAUUACCUUCAUUCAAAUACAAUAUUUGUGACUUUGAAAGACUGACUUUAUCUCUUAAGCACGGUUUACAGAAGAAUCAUAACUACAGAGAGUAAUUCAA
Messenger RNA from Phlebotomus argentipes, 2317 nucleotides. RefSeq names its product D-2-hydroxyglutarate dehydrogenase, mitochondrial (gene D2hgdh). NCBI's taxonomy places the organism in Eukaryota, Metazoa, Arthropoda, Insecta, Diptera, Psychodidae. Gene Ontology annotation, cellular component: mitochondrion. The record is from RefSeq and is a predicted model, not a curated record. The transcript is spliced from 6 exons. Gene Ontology annotation, molecular function: FAD binding; catalytic activity. The coding region runs from base 552 to 2078 and encodes 508 amino acids.